AUUCCUCACGUUUGUGUUUAUUUCAGUUUGGAUGUGGGUCAACAAUCCUGCUAGCAGUGUAGCUGACACAAGAUAAUCCGCGCGGGUAAAUUAUUUGUCAUAAAUUAUAGACCACAGCCUGGAUGUUGAUGUAUUAUUUAAAAACUUAUAUGUAAACACAGAAAGGUAAGUUUAGGCUAUAUAACGAACCGCUAUAGGAUAACAAUAUAAUAUGAUCUGUACGUUAGCGUACAGCUUAAAUAUGUCAUUUGUGGACCAUAAAAACGAGCCAAUGAUAUUUAUGGUGGUGUCUAAACAAUCAUUUCGCUAAUCUUUAUUUCCAGGAUGAAGAUACGUUAUACAACACAUAACAAGACGUUAUUUGUUGUAUAGUCUACCUCGUUGGAUUUGGGAUAUAGACAAUAGCCUAUACUGUGAAACGCAUUAUUGGUUCAUGGCCCGUAUGCUGUACAAUAUUAUUCACCCGUAUGCGUAGGUUCAUGUGCAAAAAUGUCCGAGUAGUAAAUGCUGCCAGAUACCAUUGAUGGCUGAUGUAUGACUUAAUGUUCCUUAAACUUUAAACAACUCAUUUUUUCUUUCCUGUUGAACAUGGAAGAAUGUCGUACUUCCCAAUGUCUCUGCGCGGAUGCCACUCAUGGGAACACUGGGAAUGGGAUGCCAACAGCAAGUCUCCAGCUGCCCAGCUGUCACCAUGCCGACAAGCAGUGUACUUCCACACCAAUGUGCUUCUGGAGAGUGAGGGCACGGCAGGUGUGCGGGGUACCAAAGGUUUCACCUGCGGAGAGCACUACUGGGAAAUUGAGUUUUCAGAACCUCCUUAUGGAACCUCAGUGAUGGUGGGGUUAGGGACAAAGAAGGCUUUACUGCACACUGGAAACUACCGGUCCAUCAACCUGCUCGGGAUGGAUGAGGAGAGCUGGGGCCUCUCAUAUAAGGGCUUCCUGUGGCACGGGGGUCGGAGCAAGAAGUACACAGAGCCUUUCUACGACAAGAUGACCGUCAUCGGUGUGCUCCUGAACCUGGAUUCGGGCACACUGGGGUUCUACCGAAACGGCGUCAGCCUGGGACCGGCUUUCUCUGGACUGCAUGAGGUGGGAGUCCCUCUGUUCCCAUUGGUCAGCUCCACGGCCGCGGAGACAGAGCUGCAGCUGGGAGUCCGCACGUCCCGCCUGGUGUCGCUGCAGGAACAGUGCCUUCACGCCAUCGCCCAGAGCCUGGAGCCUCAGGCCCCCCUGGAGGCCCUCCGCCUGCCAACCAGCCUGCAGGACCAGCUAGGGGCCCUCUGCCUGCCAACCAGCCUGCAGGACCAGCUAGGGGCCCUCUGCCUGCCAACCAGCCUGCAGGACCAGCUAGGGGCCCUCUGCCUGCCAACCAGCCUGCAGGACCAGCUAGGGGCCCACCUGCUGCCCCCACUGCUGUGAUACCUCCAGAAAGCCACUCUGCCACCACUGGCAUCACAUGGGAAAUGAGGCAGAAGGGUAAAACAUAAAUAUAAAUAUAUCAACAUAUCAACUAGUAGGGCAAUAAUUAUGAAGAUGAACCUAGGAUAUGCAAACAUAUGUUGCCCCUCACAGUGGUUCAUCAAAGGAUGGCUGGAGACAGUUGUGACAGUUGAAGCUGUAUCUCAAGUUCAAGUUCAAUGUGCAAUGUACAACAGUGAAAUGUGGGAAGGGCAGCAGGGCAGAAACUCUGAGUUUAUAAAAACACAAUUUACAAAUAUAGCUCAAGGAAAAGAGUUAGCUCAGGAGUAAAAGAAUGUAAUUAUGCUACAUAAUCAGCUAGGCUAUCAGACUUAUCUUGGAAUAAUUAAGUCUUACAAAACUACAGAUUUCUCCCCAGAAAGCGUCUCUGUCACCAAUGGCAUCACACGGGAAACGUGAUGUGCUCCUCAGAGCCACGUGGACAGAUAUUUGCUCCAGUGCAUGAUGAUCAGAGCUCCUGACAUGAAUGGGCUGUGCUAGGGUUGCCCAGUGAUGUGCCACGGAGGGCCGAAACAAGCCAGUUUUUCAUUCCCAACCUAUCACUACAACUGAUUUCACCCUCAGUCAGAGAGUGUGUGAAGUCAGCGGGUGUAGUAAUUAGUUGGCGUGAAAACCAACAUACUCUCAGCCCUCCAUGGCACACAAUUUGGCGCCCCUGGCCUAUGCACUUGUUAAGGGCCACAACCAUGGAUGGGCCCCACAAUUUGGUUUUUAAAUGUUUUUUUAAUCCCACCAUUUUAAAAUAUCUGCUGACCAUUUACACCGGAGGCCGAAACCACCAAAAAAAGCUAUCUAUCGAAGAAUGUGAUCAUGGAAUCCAAAGAGGAGCACAACUACUUUUGUACCCUUGACCGAGACAGAGUAGGAGGCUUAUUGACCAUUGUAGGAACAUGUAUUCUAUUGUCUAUGGAUAGAUUUGAUAUUUUAUGUUAAAUGACAUUCAUCAUAUGAUUCCAUACAGCAUAUUUUUUCGCUUUAAACACAUGCAGUCGUUUAUAGGGCCGCAAUUCAGUUUUUAAAUGUUUUUUUAUUAUUUUGAAAAACAUUUCAAUAGUGCAGUAUUCAGGGCACAGAGAACUUUUUCGAGGGUUAUUGAUCAUUGUCGCAACAUGUAUUCUGCUGUCUUUGAAUAGAUUUUAAAUCAUGUCACUGUGUUAGUACUCGGCCUCUUUUAGGCGGAGUACGGUACGUCACAGGGGCCUCGUGGGGAAGUGUCAGGAAGUCUUUCUGCCAAACGUUUGCAGGGUAAACUGAUAACGGAUAACCAACACAACCUCUACAAAGUCAUUUAUAGCUGGGGUAGGCGAUCUCUGGGCGCGAGCAGAACAUGUGCAAUAGAAGAAAGAUUUUGAAUGUAUACAGCGGCAGAAAAUCCCGCCCCCUCCUCUCCAGUCAGCCUCACCACAAUUUUGAUUGGCAGGUAAGGCCACCUCCUGGCUGAGAGCUGCCCUCAUUGGAUGUUAGCUUCCUGGAGCCAUAAAAAACAGAAGUCCCUGAAAAACUGUCCAGGGACAGUCACUGAUAUCAGAUUUUCCCCAGAGCAAUUGGUUUAUUGCUAGCUGUCCGAAUGUGAAGAUAAUUUAACCAAAUACUACAAAAAAAAAUCGCCUAACCCAGCUUUAAAAUGGCCUUUAUCAUGUGAAUCCAUACAGUAUAUUUUCAGUGUUGUCAUUUUAUUUUUUUUAUUUUUUUUAAUGGAUCAAAGGGAAAAGUCUUCAUGUAUAUUAUUACAUGUAAAUUAAAUAUUUAUACAUAGUGUGGUCCGUAAGUAUUCGGACAGUGACACAGUUCUGUUGCUUUUGCUCUGCACUUCCAGCACUUUGGAUUUGAAGUGAAAUAAUGCACAUGAACAUUUAAAGUCCAAUGUGCUGGAGUACGGUACCAAAAGCUGUGCCGCUGUUAUGCGUCGGCAUGUUUGGCCCAUGAGGUCACAUCAUAAUGUUUAACGGUGGAAAUAUGUGAGGGAACACCCAUAGAGUCUUAUUUAUGAAAUGAUUGUUGAUUGAUGUUUGUGUUUCAGAAAAUAAUAAAACUUGUGUAAAGCAGGGGUCUGCUCA
Messenger RNA from Conger conger (European conger), 3538 nucleotides. Its product is annotated as SPRY domain-containing SOCS box protein 3. The transcript is spliced from 4 exons. The record is from RefSeq and is a predicted model, not a curated record. Bases 597 to 1421 code for a protein of 274 amino acids. Gene Ontology annotation, biological process: proteasome-mediated ubiquitin-dependent protein catabolic process. Gene Ontology annotation, cellular component: SCF ubiquitin ligase complex. Lineage: Eukaryota; Metazoa; Chordata; Actinopteri; Anguilliformes; Congridae. Gene Ontology annotation, molecular function: protein binding.